AUGGAGACAUCUGAUUUUGUCCAGAACAAAUUAAUUGAGUGGGGCUUCAGUGAGUUUGUGCAGAAAUUUGAAGAUGAAGGUAUUGACAAGGAGACUUUCCUAAGUCUUGGAGAUUCAGCAGGGAUCAAUGCCUUGAUUCCUAAAGUUGGACCAAGAGUAAAAUUCAAAAAGAGACUCAAAGAAUACUUACAGUGGAAUUCCAUGGAGACGUGUGAUUUUGUCCGGGAUAAAUUAACUGAAUGGAAUCUCAGUGAGCUGAUUCAGAGAUUUGAAGAUGAAGGCAUUGACAAGGACACUUUCCUAUGUCUUGAGGAGUCAGGCACCUUGAAUGACUUGAUUCCUAAAACUGGACCAAGAGUAAAAUUCAGAAAGAGACUCAAAGAAUACUUAGAGGACCCAACUAUUUUUCCAUGGCACUUUGAGUCUACUUCAACAUCUGACACAGAUCGUGACAAUGAAAUGAGUGGAGAGCCAAUGCCCAACAGUACCUCGAGCACAGGCCUACUUGCUGUGAUUCUCUUCAUUUUGCGUCACCAUCUAACUACAGCAGUGGCUGACUUAAUGGCUCUACUGAAUUUUCUCUGCCCUAACCUGGCUGUUGCAUCUAAGUAUCCGUCUGAUAAGACUCCUGUCUUGUCUAUUGUAUUUUACUGCCCUCGCUGUCAAAACUACAUGGGAAAAAAUCCUGAUGAUACUUCUUGUUUGAAAUGUGGUACAAUGUUCAACAAAAAAAGCAGCACUAAAAAUGGAGACUUCUUUUUGUUUGCAUCACUGAAAGACCUUCUGAAAAACAUACUCAAGAACCAUGGCACUGAGUUGUUACCAAAAACAGUCAACCAGGGGGAUGGCAUUAAAGAUGUGAUGGAUGGGAGGAUGUACCAGAAUCUGCUUAAACAAGGAACAUUGGCUGCUGAUGACCUUACACUGUCAUGGAAUUGUGAUGGCGUACCAAUAUAUAACUCAGACACAUACUCGCUUUGGCCCCUUCAGUUUACUAUCAAUGAAUUUCCUUACACACAAAGAAAAGAAAAUGUGAUAGUUGCAGGACUUUGGUUUGGCAAAGGAAAUCCUGAGAUGAACACAUUUCUAAAGCCUUUUGUUGAUGAAUGUUCUGACUUAGCCCAAAAUCCCUUCCAGUGGAGCGACAGCAAUGAUACAGUUCACUUCUCAAAAGUCUUCUCCUUGGUUUGCUCCUCUGAUGCCGUUGCGAGGCCACUCCUCCGGAAUUGCAAACGAUUCAACGGUGAAUAUGGUUGUGACUGGUGCUUGCACCCUGGCAUGAUGGUCAAAAAAGGCAGUGGGUCCAUGAGGUCCUACCCAUAUGAUGAAGAGAAACAAGAGGCAAGGUCAGACAAAAUGUUUAAAGAUAAUGCAAUGCAGGCUGGAGAAUCUGACCCAAAAAAUGGGGUAAAAGGCUUUUCCUUGCUUUCCAAACUUCCCUUGUUUGACAUUGUUUUUGGAUUUGUUCCUGAGUACUUGCAUUCGGUUCUGCUUGGUGUGUCCAAGCAACUUGUGUUCCUGUGGUUGGACCCAGUCAACUCGAUGAAACCCUGGUAUGUAGGUCAACAGAUUGCACAAAUUGACUCCCGACUUCUCAGUCUAAAAUCAGCAUUGGGUAAAAAAAACAGAUCUCCGCGUCCACUGAAGUGUAGGGACACAUGGAAAGCAUCAGAGUGGCGAGCGUUCCUUUUAUUUUAUGCGAUUAGUGUCCUGCCAGGUAUCCUGCAGCCUACAUUUCUGGAACAUUAUUUUUAUUUGUCUUUCAGCGUUCACAUUCUCCUACAAGAAUCAAUAUCUCAACAUGACCUUCAGGUGGCCCAUGAAUCUUUGGUACGCUUUGUAAAAGACAUGAAGGUCCUUUACGGUGAGGAAAAUGUGUCUUUCAACUGCCAUCAGUUAAUCCACCUCAGAGAAAGUGUGAUGAACUGGGGGCCGCUCUGGGCAACAUCAGCAUUUAGUUUUGAGAGAAACAAUGGAUAUUUGAGGGAAGUGCUCAAUGGCAUAGGUAAUGACCCUCAACAAAUUUGCCAGGGGUUUCUCUUUUGGCAGCUCAUACCCAGACACCUUAGUUCUUUAGUUUUUAGCCGACAAUCAGAUUUUGGUGAGUUAUUAGCCAAGCUCACACCUGUAAAAGAUGGCAAUGGCUCUGACAAACCGCUUGGAAAAUCACGCCAUCUGGAUCUCACAGGAUCCAUAAAACUACCAAUAGAAGAGCUCUUAAAACGGCCAGUUCUUGUCAGAUCGGUAGAAGCUUAUGACAGCUACAGUAAUGGACACACUGUUUAUCAAUCGACAAACGGUAACCAGUCAGACAAGACGGACUGUGUUAUUAAACUCAAGAACGGCUGCUAUGGAGAAAUACGCUUGAUUUUGCUUAUUAAAGAGAACUGUGUGUGCACAUCCAACUGUCUGUGCCAGGCUCGUCCAAUCAUUGUGGUCCACCUGUAUGACAUCAAACCUGAUACUAUAUUCAGCGACAUGCAUCCUAACAAUGCAUCUAAGACUAUUUUUGUGAGAGUCGAAAGGACAGGUCAGCAGAAAGCUUUCUUCUUAGAGGACAUCAGGUGUAAAUGUGAGUAUGUGGAUGGUUGGCUUGUGCCUGUACCAAACACUUAUGAGAGAUACUAG
Messenger RNA from Epinephelus lanceolatus (giant grouper), 2628 nucleotides. RefSeq lists its product as uncharacterized. NCBI's taxonomy places the organism in Eukaryota, Metazoa, Chordata, Actinopteri, Perciformes, Serranidae. The record is from RefSeq and is a predicted model, not a curated record.